UAGAUCGUUUGCUUGCUCUUACUGAUAUCGCUUGCAGUGAAAUCGCAUGAUUUGCGCGCAUUCGUAGAAAAUCCCGGAGUUUUCUUUGUGCGAUAUUCUGUUGUGAUUUCUGGCAUUUUCAAGGUGCUAGCGCUUCGGCAUACACGGCGGGUAAUCGCCGUACUAACCGACGUAUACAUUUGCCCUCUGUUUGUGGUUAGAAUGUUGAAAAUCUUAUUUCAGAAACUAAUGUCGAUUAUGCUGAACUACAUUUCUGUACUUGUAAUAACGAAUAUAACGAUGAAAAGAAUUUAGCAAAGAGAGAAACUGAGAGUUGUACUGCGACUGGCUGCCAACAACUUUAAUAGCUGAUAUCUUAUAGCCUGCGUGUAGAAGUGUAGACCUUGUCUCUCUAUAUAGUGUCUAUCCUGAAUCUAUAGAUGUCUCAGCUUGAUCUAGAGGUCACGGGUAUCUCGCGCAGUGGCCGGGUGAGGAAGAAAUCCUCCAAGCUCGUUGACUUUGAAUCACCCGAUGACCUUGCUGAAAAUAAACAUAAACGGCAAAUAAAGGCACAGCAGCAUGCUCAUCAGCAACUGUUGGAACAAUAUGAAGUACAACCACAUCAGCAACAACAAAUAUCACCCAUACAAUCGGUUCAACCGAAUAGCGGUGGACGACAAAGAAAGAAUUCUGAUUCUAAUCAGUUACAGCAAAGAAUCAAGACAGAGCCACCCAUGUCUGACAAUGAUGGACAGUCGUCAGCUUCAGAUUCCGAUGAUCCCUCUGGGAUAAAUGAAGAUGAGAGAUAUAGUAUGGAUUCGGGAAGCGACAAUGAAGCUGAUCCCCUUAUGAUAGAUGACAGAGAAACAGGGUUUAGGAAACUAGAGCCACCUGCAGGUCAGGAAACACCAUCACAAGCAAAUAGUUUAUAUAUGCUUGAAAAGUGUAAGAAAAAGUUAAUUAUUAAAGAUGGAAAAAUUAUAGGCAAGACAAAGGCUCAACGCAAAGAUAAAGGGAAGACGAGGUUUACCGCUUACAUGCUAUGGGCAAAGAAAAUUAGGCAAGAACUAUUAGAGCAAUCUCCUUACAUGGAUUUCGCGGCAAUUUCUAAACGAUUAGGAGAGCUAUGGGCUACAGUACCACAUCUGGAAAAGUAUAAUUGGCGCAGGCGUGCAAAACGCUUAGCAGCAAAGCCUCAUUCUUUACCAACCAGUAAAGAUGAACCUAUCUGGAAAAUGCCACCACCCGCCUCGCGAAAAAAAUUCAUUAAUAAAAUUGGUAAUGGUAAAGAGACGAAGCCUGCUUCUACAAAAAAGACUAUUCAACUCGGCGUGCCGUCCGUCGUGGGCAAUAUUCCGGUUUCACCACCAGCGAAUCGCACCGGCAAAGAUAUGGUGAAUGAGCCAGUAAUCGGUACUGGAAUGUACAAAGUUAUCGGGACACAACCCAUUGAUGUCGCAGCUCAUCUAAAACUGCUUGGUGAGAGCCUGACAAUUAUCGGGGAACGCUUGAAGGAACACGACGGUCAGAUUGCGGUUUCCGGCAGCCUCUCGGUGUUAUUGGACUCGUUGCUCUGUGCCUUAGGUCCGUUGGUUUGUUUAACGCAACAAGUGUCGGAAACUAACGGAGCUAAACCCGAAACGCUCUCUCAAAUGCUCGACAACAUUGCUUACUUAAUGCCCGGUCUAUAAUAUAUGUACAAAGUAUAUAAAGUAUACGACACAGAUGAAGUAAAUACAUAAAACACAUAAAAUUACUUAGAGCAGUGUAAAUAGAAAUAUACUGAAAAUAGACAAAGAAUAGGAAAGUGAUAGAGAUCUUUUACUCGUAAGAGAGCGUGAAAAUAAAAUUGGAAACGUGAAUCGCUAACUUACGCUGAGAAUUCAAAUUGUUGGAAAAAAAGAUCCUUAUUGUAUUUUAACUGUUCGCCUCAAAAAGGAAUAUAAU
Harpegnathos saltator (Jerdon's jumping ant) is the source of this 1926-nucleotide messenger RNA. Its product is annotated as HMG box-containing protein 4. The transcript is spliced from 6 exons. NCBI's taxonomy places the organism in Eukaryota, Metazoa, Arthropoda, Insecta, Hymenoptera, Formicidae. The record is from RefSeq and is a predicted model, not a curated record. Bases 420 to 1670 code for a protein of 416 amino acids.